CAUUGUCAAUCAAUCAUCCAUAAGAUUAAUUGAUUUUUCUUGUCUUUUUGAUACUAAACUUAAUAUUUACUUUUAACUUUUUUUUACUAUAUUCUAUUACUUUCUUGCUAUAACCAACUAUAUUUUAGAAUUUAUUAUAACUUCAUAAUCUACAUCUUAAAAAAUGGCUGAUCGUCUAACUCAAUUGCAAGAUACAAUAAAUCAGCAAGCUGAACAUUUCUGUAACAGUAUUGGGAUACUACAACAGUUUUCCACGCCCAGUAAAUUUCCUGGUUUCGACCGGAGUGGCUCGCAGACUCCACAGCAGCAACAGAAUCAAGAGGACUAUGCUAUGCUGUUUGCCACUCUGAUUUCACGGUGUGCGAAGGAUAUUGAUACUUUGAUCGAGUCGUUACCAAGCGAGGAAAGUUCAGCAGAGUUGCAGGUGCAAAGUUUGAGGAGAUUAGAAGCAGAAAACAAAGAAGCAGCAGAACAACUUGAAGAGGUUGUUCGACAAGGUGAAAUUUUACUUGAAAAAAUUCAAGCCGCCUUAAGUGAUAUUGCACAGUGUCAGCUUGACAUGCAGAAUCCAGCUUUGAUUUUAAAUAAGGAUCUCAAACCACAGUUAUAGGAGUCAAAGUAUGGUGGCCUACACCAUAGGUGAUGAAGCUAGUUGUUUCUUAUGAUUAUCUCAAUUAAUAUUCUAAUGAAAAGAAAUGGACCAUAAAAACAAAUUAAGUGGUACUUGAAUAUUGAUUUAUAGUUUUUUAGUGAUUGCUUAAGAAAAAAUUUAUCACCUUUUUGAUAAAAAUAUUAAACACCUAAUGAAGUUGUUAUAACUAUUUAAUUGUUUUGUGUUUUUGUUUUUGAUAUAUAAAGUAACUGACAAAGUAUGCUCAUAGUAGAAGUAGAUUUAUGGGUUUUGGUAUUUAUAUAUUUAUCAGGCAGUAAAUUUAUUUCAAGAAUAAAUGUAUAAAAUUUUUAGUUAUAUUAUUUUUGAUUGAUGAUUUUCUAUUUAGAUAUAUAAUUUAAAAGUUGAGGGAUUAUAAUUAAUAAGAUACUUGUUAAUUUCAUUUUUUAAUUUAAAUAAAUUAUGCAAUGAGUUUGUUUAAUUUGUUUAAUCUUUGAGCUUUAGUUGAAAUGGGUGAUAAUAGUCUGUGUUAUAAGGUUCAUUGUAAUGUCAAGAAUUUAGGAAUAAUAUUACACUUGGAUACAAAUUUUAUUAUUUCCAGUUAUGUGAACUUAAUGGACAGAGUACAGUAAUACAAUUUAGUCUGUCUGUUCCAUAUUUGUAGUUGUAAAAAUAAUUAUAACACCUACUAUAAUGAAUAUAUAGUUGUCUGGUUAUAUAUUAUCUAUAUAAUUAUUUAUUGUCAAUAGAAGGAAAUUACUACUAGUUAUUUUAAAGAUUUUUUGCUAUUUUAUUAUUUUUUAGAAUCUCAUACAUUGAUACAAUUGUAGAACCAAUACUUCAAGAAAAUAAUAUUAUGUGUCUAUGUAUAUAAGUAACAGUAAUUAAUGAACUCAGUGUUUUUGUCGUUUCUCUGACAACUUCUUGAAUAACUAUGACAACUACACGAGAUACAGCUACUCAUCUUCAACACUGUGACGCAAAGCGUCAAACGCCCCUUGAAGAAGACUUCCGGAUAAAGUUGAAACAUUUAUGGAAAACGACAAAAACACGGUGGGUUCAUUAAUUUUCUAUUACUUAUGUAUUAAUUAAAAAUGAACAUAAGUUUUAAAAAUAAUAAUAUUAUGAUUGACUAAUUAUCUCAUAAAGUUUAAAUAUUUGUCAUGAUAUUGUUUACUUGACCUAGUUUUAUAUUGAUGUAUGCAAUCAUGAACAUUCUUAACAUUUUAAUAAUUUAGGUUUUCUUUAUCAACCGACUUCAAAAAGAUUUACUUAUUUUGGUUGUAUUUUUUUAUGUUUGUUACUUCAUAACUUCGUCAGUUGUAAACCGAUUUGGAAAAUUACUUUUUUUUUUUGUAAACGAAUAUACUUACAGAUUGGUCUUAUAAAAUUUUUACCAAAUUCUGUUUAAUAGUUUUAAAAACAACAUAAUUGAAUUUGCCGCAAUUUAAGUCGGUUUUUUGUGGAUCAUAAUUUAAUUAUUGUACUGUCAUUAUAAAAAUAAUAUAAUAAAAAAUUUAAUAAUA
Messenger RNA from Galleria mellonella (greater wax moth), 2136 nucleotides. It is a transcript of the gene MED21, whose product is annotated as mediator of RNA polymerase II transcription subunit 21. The record is from RefSeq and is a predicted model, not a curated record. Gene Ontology annotation, biological process: regulation of transcription by RNA polymerase II. The transcript is spliced from 3 exons. Gene Ontology annotation, cellular component: mediator complex. Gene Ontology annotation, molecular function: transcription coregulator activity. The coding region runs from base 164 to 610 and encodes 148 amino acids. Lineage: Eukaryota; Metazoa; Arthropoda; Insecta; Lepidoptera; Pyralidae.